AAAUCGGUAUGGCUGGCUUUAUCACAGAUUUGAAUAUAAUUUCUAACCUUAGCCCUUGCCAAAAUGUAAUGUCUUGAGAUUUAUUAAAUCUUAAACAAAUGUUCAAACCUUUGGUUCAGUCGACUAUACCCUUAAUUAAGGCUACUACUCGAAAAGCUUAUAAUAGUCAACUAAAGACGAUAUUGUCUUCAUCAACUAUUUCUCGUACUGCAACUGCCUCCAUUGGAUACUCAACUAGUAGACACUUAUGGAGCCGAUUAUAUACAACUGAUACAACAACAGAGCACCAGACAAGUCCUGACGAAGAAAUCAUCAAAGGAUCAGCAGAAGUUUGUGAAUUUAAAACAGAAACUAAAAGGCUUUUAGAUAUUGUAGCUAAUUCUCUUUAUUCUGAAAAAGAAAUUUUCGUUCGUGAGCUUAUUUCAAAUGCUACUGACGCUCUCGAAAAACUUCGUCAAACACAAGCAACUGAAUCAAAUGUUGAAAGUGGGAAACCUCUCGAGAUUAGAAUUAGUUUAGAUAGAGAUAAAAAUCAGUUUGUCAUUCAGGAUUUCGGUAUUGGUAUGACUUUGGAUGAAUUGCAUGAAAAUCUAGGUACCAUUGCUAGUUCAGGAUCCAAGAAAUUUUUAGAAAAGAUGGACAAAGAAGGGAAGAAAGAAAACAUCAUUGGUCAAUUUGGUGUUGGAUUUUAUUCAACUUUUAUGGUUGGAAAGGUAAUUACUGUUUAUACCAAAUCUGCUCUUCCCGGAUCUAAAGGUUAUUGUUGGAUUACACACGGCAAUGGUUCUUACACUGUAGCAGAAGCAGAUAAUGUUGCUGUUGGAACUAAGAUUGUUAUAGAUCUUCGAGAAGAUUGUAAAUUUUAUUCUUCUGAACUUGAAAUAGAUACGAUUAUUAAAAAAUAUUCAAACUUUGUCGGUUUUCCUAUUUAUUUGAAUGGAAAAGAAGUGAAUACCAUAGAUGCAUUAUGGACUAAAGAUCGUAAUAGCGUGACUCCAGAACAGCACCAACAAUUUUAUCGAUUUAUUGCAAAUGCCUGGGAUGAUCCUCAAUAUACAUUACAUUUCAAGACAGACUCUCCACUUUCUAUUGCUUCUGUGCUUUACAUUCCUGAAAAACACAUGGAGUUAUUGGGUGAGCAACUAAAACCUGGUGUCUCUCUUUAUAGUCGGAAAGUCCUGAUUCAACCUGAAUCUGCCGGUAUCCUACCCCAUUAUUUACGUUUUAUCAAAGGCGUUGUAGACUCUGAAGAUAUUCCCCUGAACGUUUCUCGAGAACUCCUUCAGGAUAAUAUCUUAUCUCGUCUUCGUAUGAUUAUGACCUCUAAAGUUCUCAAAUGGCUCGACAGUGAAGCCAAAAAGGACCCUAAGAAAUACAAUGCUUUCUUUUUAGAUUAUGGACAAUUUAUUAAGGAAGGUGCCUGUACAGAUGCAAUGCAUAAACGUGAAAUUAGUAAACUUUUACGAUUUGAAAGUUCUAAAACGGAACCAGGUACAAUGAUCAGCUUAGACGAUUAUGCCAAACGUAGUAAAGAAGGACAAAAACGUAUUUAUUAUUUGUUGACACCCAAACGCAAGUAUGCAGAGGAGAGUCCUUAUACUGAAAUGUUUAAAAAAAAUGGAGUUGAGCUUUUGUAUCUCUAUGAGACAGUAGAUGAAUUUGUUGUAAAUCAUUUGAAAGAAUUUCAGGGCUAUGAUCUCGUUUCUGCUGAUUCUCCUAAGGCUGCUGCCGAUCCUAUUUUACAAAACCAUCAUGACGAUCAAAGUGACAUUUUAUCAGAUAAUGAUGCACAAGAUCUUGCUAAAUGGGUUAAGAAUACGCUGGGCGAUGAAGUUGUUAAGGGCGUCGAUAUUUCUCGUAGACUUUCUUCCUUCCCUGCUAUUGUACUUGAACAUGAGAGCCCUGCUAUGAGAAAGAUGAUGCAAAUGAUGCAAGGUUCAGCUAGAAUGGAAGAACUUCCUCCUACACCUACUGUUUUAGAAAUCAAUCCUGAUCAUCCCGUUAUGAAAGGCUUGUUUAACAUACGUCAAUCAGAUCAAAAGCUAGCUAAAAUGGUCAUUGAGCAAAUAUAUGACAAUGCCUUGUGUGCUGCAGGCGUUUUGGAUGACCCAAGAUCAAUGAUUACUAGAUUAAACAAAUUGUUAGAAAUUACAAUUCAUACGGUAGAACAAGAUAAAAAAGUGAAGACAUAAGGUGAAAGAUACUUUUCUUUUUAUUUUUAUAAAUAUUUAUUUAAAAUCAAAUUAUAUAAUACAUGUAGCAUAAAAUAAAUUUUAUUGAAUAUUGAUAUUUAACAAGUAUAGACGUAAAAUAAUACAUACAAUUAGUUUUCCUAUUAGACUUUUUAUAAUCACCAAAGAGAAAAAAAAAAGAAUAGCAUCAAAUUUUCAUAUUAAAAGGCACAUUAUACGCUAUAGAAUUUAUCCUUAUAAAUCCGAUUGUGUAUAGCAC
Cokeromyces recurvatus is the source of this 2451-nucleotide messenger RNA. RefSeq names its product Hsp90 protein-domain-containing protein. Gene Ontology annotation, biological process: protein folding. Bases 99 to 2192 code for a protein of 697 amino acids. The record is from RefSeq and is a predicted model, not a curated record. The transcript is spliced from 7 exons. Lineage: Eukaryota; Fungi; Mucoromycota; Mucoromycetes; Mucorales; Mucoraceae. Gene Ontology annotation, cellular component: mitochondrial inner membrane. Gene Ontology annotation, molecular function: ATP hydrolysis activity; ATP binding; ATP-dependent protein folding chaperone.